Ectocarpus sp. CCAP 1310/34 is the source of this 1367-nucleotide messenger RNA. Lineage: Eukaryota; Phaeophyceae; Ectocarpales; Ectocarpaceae. The record is from the annotation of a GenBank genome assembly.
AUGCACGUGUGGGAAUAUCGCAACCGGCGGCACAGGGGGCUUACGCGGAAGCCCCCACGGCCACAGGCUCAUGCUUCCGCCUUUCUGUCGCGCGAGAGCCAGCAGCACGAGGCAGAGCUCCAGGGUGAGGAGAUUCGGCGCCAGGAGCUGGAGAACACCGAGGUAGAAGUCAAGCAGGAGGAGAUAAGGCAACUUCUGAUGGAGUACAUGGAUGAUCCCGGGGGAAAGAAGGAGCUUGACGAGGUGGUGGAAAACCUGAGGCACUGGAAGGACAAGUGCAGCGCCCUCGGAUACAACUCCGACGGAGAGGAGCUGUCGCUGACAUCACUCCGCUCGUCGGCUACAGCAGAUGGAGUAGACGGCGUCGCCGAAGCAACUAUGGAGCGGAAGGUACAGGAGCGCGCGGAGAGGUCGCGCAGGAGAAAUGCCCGGGAGGUGUUCGACAUGUUCGACGCUGACGGCAGCCACACCAUCUCCACCUCCGAGAUGAAGGCGCUGUUGCAGGAGAUGUGCAUCCCCAUGAAGAAGCCGCAGCUCAAGGAGCUGAUGCAAGAAAUCGACACCGAUGGGAGCGGAGAGAUCGACUUUGACGAGUUCUACCAGUGGUACAAGGCCAACGCUUCCGCCGCGAGGAACGCCGACAAGACUAAGACGGUCGGGCUGUUCGCGACCAAGCUGGUUAAGGGCCUCACGGGAUUCACGUUUCGCAUGGAGGCUCUGCGCAUCAUCAUCGCGCACGCGCAGGCACAGGUGGAGAAACGGGAGCGAGCGCGAUUUCGCCUGGCGAGGCCACCCCGGUUCGUCUGCGAGACGUGCGGCGAGUCGUUUGCCUCCGCCAAGGACCAGCACAGGCAUACGGCCCGGAAGGAGGUGCACCACGAGGCCUGGGAGGCGGCAAAGCGAGAGGCCAUACGGCGGUUUCAUCCGGUUCGCAUGGGUCGUUGUCGUUGCUGUCGUUGUCGUUGUCGUCGUCGUCGUCGUCGCUGAGAUAGUUCAUGACUGCAUGGAAGUUUCACCGGAACACGCAGCAUUCGUAUCCUAGCCGUGCUUCGGUCAAGAAUGAACGAAAACCCCCGUUCAUGCCUGCGUUCCGUGUCUGUUCUCGCACUCUCUCCCUCCCUUAUCCGCCACAUCCCUCUCCCUCCUAUUGGUACUCCACAACUCCGCACCCUUCCCCGGGGGGGCUUGUUUUACGGGUACCUCGUUUCGCAAUGCCCCACAUAGGUAUCUGUAAUCCUAGACCACACGGCAGCGCCGUCGGCAGAGGGAGCACCCGCGGAUGAGCCGCACAGAUCCCCGGACGCACCGACGGCCCGAAAGAAGCGGCUACGACGAUUGGUGUUUAGUGACAACUUCUACAUCCUCUA